AUGACACAACCGACGAUAACGGAGCUGCAUAAGCCUCGGCUCACUCCAAGAAAGUCCGAGAGAAAUUUGGCGAUAUCAAAGGCCGACCAGAAAACGCCCACACAUAUGCAUAAUGAUGUGGCCCUCAUUGGUGAAACAACCAACAUCAUUUCUCGGACUCACAUCAGCCACUCCCCUUCAUACGUAACUCGUCCCUCCUUGAACCAUCUGCCGAUGUCGGGGCAAAAUUUGUCUGUCAACAAGGAGAUUUCGUCGCAUAUCGAGGGUAUCUCUAGCACUCAGACUACUCCCCAUGUUAACUCCGAGAAUGGCUCUAUACAUAUGGCUUCAGUACAGGCUCUCGACCAGAGCAACAAUCCAAAUUCCUCACCAAAUAUGGAUCCAUUUUCCAUAUUGAGUGCUGCGAGUCUUUCGCAGACGGAAAAUUUGCCCUUCCAAGGUCAAUUAAAUAAGCAGUUCUACAAUCAGUCUGACAUCCAUCUUGCGGUCUCACAAGAAAAUGAUGCACCUGUGCACCCCGCGAUUCGGAGUGCUCCGUGGAUGGAUUGGCCCACCUCCAAUAUGUCUUCUGCAAAAUCCAACCCAAAUUCCUAUAGCCAGCCUUUAUCGUAUGCGAGCUUUGAUGACCCCUAUUUCGGGUUUUCUGGCUUUACUCCCUCGUCGGACGACAUCCUGGAAGCAGAUCAAUUCUUGCCAUUUCUCACCAUUGAUGGUGCAUCCAAUAAUGACGCCUACGGAUCAGCCAGCCAUAACGUCGACUCUGAGUCAGAUCUGAGUCAUAUCACUCCUUUUUCCGACGGUCAUACGACGGCCAACGUGCUACCUCUAGCACCGAGCAAUCUGAAGUCCAUCGACAUUGAUGAAAUUCUGAAAGUGGCAGAAACAGAUGCUAGCACCUUACAAAGGCAGCUGUAG
Messenger RNA from Penicillium brevicompactum, 915 nucleotides. Its product is annotated as Copper fist DNA binding domain protein. Bases 1 to 915 code for a protein of 304 amino acids. The transcript has a single exon. The record is from RefSeq and is a predicted model, not a curated record. NCBI's taxonomy places the organism in Eukaryota, Fungi, Ascomycota, Eurotiomycetes, Eurotiales, Aspergillaceae.